Molecule: messenger RNA, 354 nt
Organism: Morchella importuna
Lineage: Eukaryota; Fungi; Ascomycota; Pezizomycetes; Pezizales; Morchellaceae
Exons: 2
Coding region: 1-354 (117 amino acids)
Source: RefSeq, a predicted model, not a curated record
AUGCCUGGCGCAAAGACGACCCUUCGGAUAGAGAGUCAAUCAACUUCUGUACUCGUCCUCUACUCCGGGAUCACGCCGACUGGACACAUAUGCAGUAACCACAGAAAGCACGUUGUCACCCACCACUACUGGACGGGGGCAAGUUCUGAACAGGCGGUGUUGUUGAGUGACGGUACCGCCGCACUGGAGACGGGGAUAUCGCGUGCCAUUGUCACGCAACUAGCGUAUGGACGGGUCCACACAACUGCACUAGGGAAUAUUGUGUACCACUCUUUAUCAUCACGCAUAAAUCCCCAGAUUGAUUGCUGGGUGGACAAUGUACCUCCUGCCUACUCGAAGUGUAAGUACAUAUAG